GAACCUAUUUCCAAGUUUUCUGGCAGUCUGUUUGAUACCGAUGAUAGCAUGAGAGAUCAAAGAAAUACCAGAACAGCUCUUCAAGAAAAGCACAAGUCGGCAAUGAAAGGGAAGACUCUUCAAGGGACUAACAUUAAGGUGCAGCCACCCAUCUCAGCUGCAGGCAGCUUCCCCAGUGAGAGCAGACGCAUCCUGGAGGAAUCGAGGGCAGUGGAUGUGCCGCAGCCCCCGCUGAAGGUAACCAUUACUGUGUGCAGUCAAAUGGGGAGUCUUGGUAUUAGCAUUGCUGGUGGAAAGGGCUCAUCUCCAUAUACAGACAAUGAUGAGGGGAUCGUGAUUGCACGGCUGCAGAAAGAUGGUCCAACAGACUUGGCUGAGGUAGAAGCAGGAGACAGAGUGGCAGAGGCAUCCCUCAUUUCAGAACCCAAUGCUCUUGAUGCUGGUCCCACUGAAGCUUCAUCCAAGGGCAGUCCCUUCCCAACAGUAAAUCACAUCAUAACAGUGACUUCUCAAGAAUCUGGAGCCAAACCACUGACCUUCACAUUUGUACCCUCCAUUGGACGACUUCCAACUCAUUGUGAGGUUGUGGAUGUCUCUAAGUUCCUUGUGACAAUUCCAGAGGAACCAAAGGAUUUGAGCAAUCAAGAAAUUAUAAAUAAGUCUAAUGCAGUCUCUGAUGAGCUGGCCUUAAAGAGUGGGGCCAGACAAGAGUGUCUGUCAGCCACCCAUACAGACAGCAUCAGAACAGUUUUCCAGUCCCUGGGGUGUAAUUCGAGCAAAGGAGAAAUGCAGGAGAAUGACCUUUUUAAGGCUGAAUUUAUCCUCAUUACGGACUCUGGUGAAGAAGAUGAAGUAGCUGCUGCCUCGAGCAACGCUCAUCGGCCUUCCAAUGGCUAUGGUCCCAUCAGCCCUCAGCUGCUGGCCACAUCCCAUGUUCCCCCUGGAAUUGGGGCAGGAAAACCUCCUGGCGAUGGGCACGUUCCAGGUGCUGCACUUUCCCACAACACUGCUGAUCCGCAAAAACAUCAGCAAUACAAGAUCAAGACAAGCUACAAGGCAUUUGCAGCAAUCCCUACAAACACAUUACUUAUGGAACAGAAG
Messenger RNA from Nestor notabilis (Kea), 1101 nucleotides. RefSeq names its product muscular LMNA-interacting protein (gene MLIP). Gene Ontology annotation, cellular component: nuclear envelope; PML body; sarcolemma. The record is from RefSeq and is a predicted model, not a curated record. The annotation marks the transcript as partial. The transcript has 7 exons. Gene Ontology annotation, biological process: negative regulation of transcription by RNA polymerase II. Lineage: Eukaryota; Metazoa; Chordata; Aves; Psittaciformes; Psittacidae. Gene Ontology annotation, molecular function: transcription corepressor activity; lamin binding.